AACAACAACACGCGAAAAUUUCACUCGCGGUUCAUUGAUUAUCCAAUCGCUUUUUCAACGAAAAAAACCACGUUUUGUGAAAUGAACUGCAAUUUUGAAACGAAAGACUCAAGUAAAGAAGGCUAAAAGCUUGCAAUAUUGCUCUGGGAACGCCUGCGAUUUCAAACCCAAACCCAAAUCAACAGUCGCGCAUUCGCAACAAGGUGAGCAGCUUGAAAUGUGCCUCUUAUAGUUCUUAUUUACAAUCUGGAAUGGUUUGAGUUACUACGAGACACUAAAGGAAUGAUGUCUUCGCUCGUUCAACUUAUCCUUGUUUUGGCCUUCUGCCUCAGUCUUCACUUAUCAUGCAGCACUGGUCUGUCGUUUACGAAGAAACCUCCAUCCCAAUUAUUGGCAAGUUUGGGGUCUGACGCCAUUUUCCGUUGGGAGUUUACCUUUGGUGACGUGGGUGACUUGAAUGCCUCUAUUUCUGUCGUUUGGGGGAAUGCGUAUAAUUACGGUUUCUUUCGGAACAAAUUCAUAACAGUAACGCCACCAAGAAAAUGGGAGGUGAACACGAAACAAGUUUCCUCGUCUAUUACAUCCAGGCUUCAUUGGAGUGGAAAUUUCAAUAAAAAUGAAAGCUUACAAGUGUUUACAUUACGAAAUGUGAGCAAAUCAGACAAAGAUUUUUUUGUCUGCAAAGUGUUCAAUAGGUGGAGUGGUUCUGAGUUAAAGAGUGACCUGGUAGAACUCCUCGUACGGGUUCCACCAAGAAUUAUCACAAAGCCAAAUGAGAGAGUCGAUGUGGAAGAUGGGGACACGGUCAGCCUAGAGUGUGACGCAGUAGGUGACCCACCUCUCUCUAUCACAUGGCAAAACAAUGGUAAAGUAUUAAAGCGGGGAAACACAAGUAUAGUUUUACAAAUUCCCAAUGUACGACUUAAAGAUGGUGGCACCUUCACCUGCAAUGCCACAAACCAAGCUGGAUUCGAUUUUCAUCGCGUUAAAUUACGAGUUGUAAGAUAUAGACCCCACAUCAACAAAACAGCUUCAACAAGUCCUUUUACGAAAUCAUGGCUCGAUCACAACUCAACUCUACAUUGCGCAUUCUACGCCAAUCCUGUUGCGAACUUGACUUGGUUUAAAGAUGGCCGGCAGAUCUUAGAAGGAGUGCAUUCGACGCAUGACGGUAGCACACUGACGCUGACACCGAAAACUUUGGGUGACUUCGGUUUGUACUCGUGUAAUGCAACCAACAAGAAAGGAACUACUUGGUAUCACAUUACCGUAGAACAACUUCAUUCACCUGGCCCACCUAAGGUUCAUAAAAUUUCACCAAACGUGUUGGAAUUAAACGUCACGUGGAACACAUCUAUUGAAAAUGGAGGCAGUGACAUACUGGACUUCAUGAUAACAUUACUGCAUGUCAAUGGAAGUAUAGUGAAGAGUCAAAACGCAAUUAAAGAAACUUCAUUCGACCUCAAACAUUUGAGCCAAAACAGAACAUACAUAGUCAUGUUACAGGCAAGAAACAUCGUUGGUUAUGGAGAGUCAGAAAAUAUCACUGUUACAACGCUUGUAGCAGACCUACCUGGUCCACCAGUCAUAGAGGCCCUCAGGGCAGGAGUCCUCUCAUUAAACAUUUCUUGGUAUUCCCCAAUUAAACACAACAGCAUUGAGGUAUUCGACUACAGAAUACAAGUCUUGGAUGGUAUCACCCAAAAACUAAUAAAGCAAUAUGCAAGUAUCCCAGCAACGUCAUUGGUAAUUAAGAAUCUGAAGAAAAACAGCUCAUAUACAAUUGAGAUAGAAGGAAGGAACGAGGUUGGUUACGGAGAGGCCGCUAAAUUCAUUGGUAUCACUCUUCCUCAAGGACCUCCUGAUUCACCUUCAAUAUCGAGCCCUACCGUCAAUGGAAAUAACUGCUCAUUGCAAUGGCUGGAGCCAUACGAUGGAAAAAGCCCGAUCACGAUGUAUACUUUAUAUGUCUGGAAAAUCAACUUUUCUUCAGAUGAUUCACUUUCCUUGAAAAUAUUCAAAACCUUUAACACCACAGAGACAUUUUCUGCAAAGCUCAAUCUUGAAUGGAAUCAAAAUUAUACAGUUGCAGUGUCAGCAUGGAACAAAUACGGUGAAGGUUCCUCUUCGUCAAGGGAACUUUGUCAGAUCGGAAGAAAUCCGCAAGUAACAACCACAACUACUAUACCGAGCACUGCCAAUACCUUUACUACCAUUCGCACACAGGAUACAGAAGCAGCCUCCCCAGCGGGCACUACAGGUGCUUCAACGAUGACUUCUACAACUGAGUCAGAAGACACCAUGGAAACCAACAACACCGCGGUGGAAGACAACUCAAUCAAAUUUGAUCAUCUUCUUCUGAUAUGGAUUGCAAUUCUGGCAGUGAUAGUAGCAGGUUUUCUACUGUUGCUUUGGAAAGCCACACAAAAGAUAAGGAAGUGCAGAUAUCAAAGAAAAACAAACCACCUCAAAGAGAGAGAACUGGGCAAUGCCUCUACGAUAUCUUCAUCGGAAGAACUGAAAGAAAUACCGGUUCGAAACCAGUAUGAGAGCAUAGAAAUUUUAGAGGUUCACUACAAUGGUGGAUAUUCUUCAGAAGAGUCGAAAAACGUUGAAGAGAGUGUCCCCGUGACUCACCACUAUCAUGUCGCGCGAGGUCUUUCAGAAUAUAACCAUCUGCACGAAACUUCCGGUUCUCCCCGGUCAAAACAAUCCAAAAAUACAAGAAACAAACAGAGACAGGAAAUUGGGGAGUAUUCACAUCUCUCUCGAGGUGAAUCACUGGACAAGGAACGUAACCGGUCUCAGUUACCUAAUGUAUCAUUUAUGGUUCCUUCGAGGCGUCAUUGGGAAAUCUCAAGGGACAGAUUAAGGAUUGAAUCUACCAUUGGCCGAGGAGAGUUUGGCCUUGUUAAGAUAGGUUAUGCACUGGAUGUUACCAAUGACGGUGGAUGGAGCGUCGUCGCAAUAAAAACAUUGAAAGAUAAUGCGAGUGAAUCUCAUCUGAAAGACUUGCUAUCCGAACUCAAGGUCAUGGAGGAACUCUCACCACAUAAACACGUGGUACAACUUCUGGCUUGCAUCACAAAAUCAGAGCCUCUCUGUGUGAUCACAGAAUUUGCGCCUUAUGGAGAUCUGCUGGGCUUCUUGAGGAAGAAACGGGGCUUCAAAGACGAUUACUAUAGUAUUCAACAGCUUCCCAGCAUACGACUUACCUCACGUCAGCUUAUGACGUUUGCGUGGCAGAUUGCCGACGGAAUGGCGCACCUCAGCGCAGCGAAGAUUAUUCAUCGUGACUUGGCAGCCAGAAAUGUCCUUUUGGGAGAAAAUUUGACAUGUAAAGUUACAGAUUUUGGGAUGGCACGGAACAUUCAUGAGAGGGGCAUGUACCAAAAAAGCUCUGAGGGACGUCUACCAGUGAAAUGGACAGCUUUGGAGGCGUUAGAACAUGGACAAUAUACAACAAAAAGCGACGUAUGGAGCUUUGGGGUGCUUGUCUUUGAAAUAGUCACUAUUGGUGGCCGCCCAUAUCCCGGCAUGGACGCAGCAGAGCUCGUAGAGAAAUUGCGAAGGGGCUACAGAAUAGAAAAGCCGCAGCAUUUAGACGAAAAAGUAUAUGACCUAAUGCUCUCUUGUUGGAAUGAAGAUCCUGAAAAGCGAUUGACGUUUGGACAACUUUACAGGGCUUUAAAGCAACUGGACGAGGAGAUGGAGGACUGUGUCAAUCUGACAACAUACAAUGGAAGAGUCUACGAGAACGUUUAAUGCCACUGAGAUAGAAACUGGCCAUGUUUUAUCACUGGUGCAAGACAUCGCAGAUCGCAAAACUCCUGUUUGGAAUGCGUUCGGUGGUGCUGCCAUGUUAAAUAUUGACAGAACACGAAUGCCAGUGUAGAAAUUAAGAGAACUGAGAAAUUACGGUACCGUUAUAUAUGACUAACAAUGUAGUUAGUUUACCUUUGAGGAAACUAUGGAAAUCAUCAAUGUUAAGAUGUUAAAAACAAAAUCAACAUGUCGUAGUUGCCAGGCAGAAAGGUUUAUCAUGUCUGGCAUUUAUAAACAUUUUAUUGACUUAUAACGAGUCUUGAUACAGGUUCAACUGAGUCCAUGAUUGGUGUAGGAAAUUUGCUCCUCUUUCACAGCCAAUCACUUGCAGAGCUCAAACAAAUCGCGAACUGUCGCUCCCCGUUUCCUCCGCUUGGGGUCGCAAAUUGUAUUUACUCUGAGCCACCUCGCGAAGCUUCACGUGUUAUUUAUCUUCAAUUUGAUCGAUCAUUUGUGUUACAUUAUUUCGUUUUUACGACGCUUAAUCGGGAAGCACUCUGAAUCAGGCGGCGUGUAUUAAGGCUGUCAUCUGGAUUUUUAAGAAAUUUGUACCCCAUCCCUGAGAAAUCAAAUCAAUUUUGCAAAUUUGUUGAAAGUUUAAGCUUCGAUAGCUUUGAAAGUGAUAGCUUUGACUCCCUAACAAUAUCAAUGGACCUAUCAGAUAACAAAGAAAAAGAUGGCUGGAAAAUGCCCGUUGAUGAAGGACAUAUCUUAUUAGACGUUUUUUUGUGUAUAGUUUCGCUGAGUAUUUUUUACGAGUUGUGCGAUAUUUUACAC
Messenger RNA from Stylophora pistillata, 4602 nucleotides. RefSeq lists its product as uncharacterized. Gene Ontology annotation, biological process: multicellular organism development; protein phosphorylation; positive regulation of kinase activity. Gene Ontology annotation, cellular component: plasma membrane; signaling receptor complex. The record is from RefSeq and is a predicted model, not a curated record. Lineage: Eukaryota; Metazoa; Cnidaria; Anthozoa; Scleractinia; Pocilloporidae. Gene Ontology annotation, molecular function: ATP binding; protein binding; transmembrane receptor protein tyrosine kinase activity.